Messenger RNA from Aegilops tauschii subsp. strangulata, 675 nucleotides. RefSeq lists its product as uncharacterized. NCBI's taxonomy places the organism in Eukaryota, Viridiplantae, Streptophyta, Magnoliopsida, Poales, Poaceae. Gene Ontology annotation, molecular function: nucleic acid binding. The record is from RefSeq and is a predicted model, not a curated record.
AUGGUUUUCAUUGAGGGCUUACCAUCUUGUGAAGGUGCAAAUUUCAUCCUGGUGGUCAUGGAUCAUUUAAUAAAGUAUGCACAUCUCUUUCCCUUGCAUCAUCCUUACACAGUUAAGUCUGUUGCCAAGGUAUUCAUCGACAGUGUGGUCAAACUUCAUGGCAUACCUCAGACCAUAAUUUCUGAUCGAUACAAGAUCUUUACAACCUUUCACUCCCAAUUACACGCAUGUGUUCGGUGGCUUCCAUCGGUGGUCAUUCUUGAUUGGUGGCUAGUGGGCAAGGGCAAUGUUGCGACCCCACAAGUGCUUAUCCAGCAGGCUCAUGUGCCGCAGUACACGGCAUGGGAAGAUUAUUAUGUGCUCAAGCAGCGAUAUUUGGCGGCUCUCUGGAAGAAGAUGAGCAAGCUCAUGAGGAGGUGGGGGUGGGUAAUGCCUUCUUCCGGACACCACAUUAUCGCUUCGAGGAGAAAGAAGAACAAGGCCAACGCCGCCUCGAUCCUGCAGCUCCCCCUCCAGGGGACGCCGAGGCCGCUGACUAGGAGCAAGGCCAAGCAGCUUUCACGCUGCUGCAACCUGAACAUCGAGGCGUUCAUCACCGAUGCAGCGCAACCCUCCUCCUCUGAGGGCAGCGACGCAUCGGGCCCAGCGGCGUCACCCAGGUCCACUCAUGAGUAG